Molecule: messenger RNA, 3797 nt
Organism: Centropristis striata (black sea bass)
Lineage: Eukaryota; Metazoa; Chordata; Actinopteri; Perciformes; Serranidae
Exons: 10
Coding region: 490-1485 (331 amino acids)
Biological process (GO): protein import into mitochondrial matrix
Cellular component (GO): mitochondrial outer membrane; mitochondrial outer membrane translocase complex
Molecular function (GO): transmembrane protein transporter activity
Source: RefSeq, a predicted model, not a curated record
UCGGACCGCAUAACUCCUGUCGUGUUUCCAGACGGACACAUUUCCAGAGUGGCACGACACAUCUGGAGGAGGGAGCCUCUGUUUGCAGCAUCAGUUGAUCCCAGCAUCAUUUAUCUUCUCUUAUUAGCACUUUAUCAAUGGGAAAUUUCACCUGACAGCUUUUCUAAUGUGCGAUUCUCAGUUCCGGUUUUGAUUUUAAUCGAUAACAACGGAAGUAGGUCGUGAAAACAACCAGCGCAUAGAUUUGUGUGUUUUUGCUGAUGCUAAGGUCAUGCUAGCUAACGGGAUUGCUGCACCUGCCCAUGAAAACAAUACCCAGCUUUGCAUGAUGCACAUAGUCGUAAUCAUUCUUGCAGCUCAAGUUAUAAAUUCAUUAUAUGCCAUUUUAAAAUAAUAGCAAAAUAAAUUAAACAUAUAUAAGUUUGUAUCCUUAAUUUUGAUUGCAUCUUUGAAGACAUUAACUUCUUCUGAGUGAAGUUUUGCACCCACAUGGGCAGUGUUCUGGCUUUGUCUUCCGGUCCGGGCCAUCAGAACUGGCCCUUCUCCACGGACCCAACUCCUUCUCGCUGGGACACACAUCCUGCUCACUGGGACAGUCCGCCACGCUGGGAGAGGAGAGAUGGCCGCCUACCCAACCCAGGCAGCUUCCACUCUCUGCACAGGAGCUGCAAAGAUGUGUUUCCUCAACAGAUUGAAGGAGUCAAGAUGAUCCUUAAUAAAACUCUGAGCAGUUUCUUCAAGGUCAGUCAUACUCUCCACCUCAGUGCUGUGAGUCCUUCGUACUAUCGAUUCCACACGGAGCAUCUGCAGUCUGAUGAUUACAGCAAGGACAAGGAUGCCCCAGCACUGAUUGGUGAGAUGGACUCUUCAGGCAGUCUGAACGCUCAUGCUCUGCUGCAUCUCACUGAGCGUGUACGAGCCAGAACAGUGUUCCAGACCCAGCAGUCCCAGUUUGUAACGUGGCAGUUUGAAACUGAGUACAGAGGGAACGACUUCACUGCUGCCAUGACAGUAGCUAAUCCAGACGUCCUCAGAGAGUCCGUUAUACUUGUGGCACACUUCCUGCAGAGUGUUUCUUCAGGGCUGGUUUUAGGAGGAGAGCUGGUCUACCAUCGAGGCCGAGCAGAGGAAGGAGGAAUUCUUACCCUGGCUGGACAGUACUCAAGACCCAACUGGGUGGCAACACUGAAUGCUGGGAAAGGAGGUGCCCAUGCUAGCUACUAUCACAGAGCCAACAAACAGAUCCAAGUUGGGGUGGAGUUUGAAGCCAGUACCAGGACGCAGGAGACCACAACUUCCUUUGGGUACCAGAUGGAACUUCCAGAGGCCAAUAUGGUUUUUCGAGGUAUGAUAAACAGUCGGUGCAUAAUUGGAGGCGUGCUGGAGAAGCGUCUGACCCCGCUCCCUGCCACUCUGAUUAUGGGCGCCUUUGUAAAUCAUAGAGGUGACAAGCUACAAGUGGGUUUAGGCAUCAACGUGGGAUAAUCCUCCAGUAACCCCUGCUGGAGUUACAGCUCGCUGUCGGGACGUCCAUCCAGAGAGACAUGUCCGAGAGGCUUCACAAUGACCCGAUCUCCCAAGGUCAAACACUGGGACCACCUGUAGUAUCGUGGAUUGUUUGGGUGUUGAAGCGCAAAAGUGGAGCUUGCAACCUACCUCUCAGAGUGAAGGGGAUGUUUUCUGAUUGGAAUAGAAAGGGGGAAAAAAGGAUGAACAUUUUGAGGGGCUCAACAACUGGGACUGGAGAUGUGAUACUGUCCCCUUGAAACCAAACUGCAGAUCAACUCCUGGACAAUGGAAACAGAAAGAAUAAGAACCAUACUGUACUGUAAACUAAAAAUAACUUAAGGUUUUAUACAAUAAGUAGGCAUAAAGAAACAUAAUGUGUAUAGAUUAUAUCGAAAGACAAUGGUGUUUUUCAUGUUUCCCGACCUUUUCUGCUGACCAAGAAAUCAACUUGUAGAACAGGAAUUAGGGUAGGUAAUACAAAUGGCUAAACUAAAAUUAUUAUUUACUUGAUUUCUACAUUAGCUUACUGUUUUUUAACCCUAAUGCCUAGAGUACUAGUCUAAAAACAAAGUGGUUGGCAGAAAUGUAAAAUGGGUAAAAUCAUGCUAAAACGCCAGUGUGAUCCUUAUAACUGUGUGUAUGGGUUAGUGAUUGUGUGCACAUCUAUUUUGCCAGCAUAUAAAACUAACAAACAGCCUUUUGACUGUAAGGGAAAAGGUGCUGCUCCAUGCAGACUUGCCUCCAGCAGAGGGAUGUGAGAGCGGCUAUGCACUGACUGCUGAGCCAGGACUCUGCUGUACGUAUAUAGUUGAAGGCAUGCAAAGACACUGACCUGUAUGCAAUCUGCACUACUGCUGCUUCUGGUUAUUCCCAGGCCUGUUUAACAUAUGAAAUGUUGCAUAUGUAUUAUUUAUACAUCAUGUAAUUCAAGCGUAGAGAGACGUGGAAGAGGUUGUUUUGGAGUUAAUUUAUUAUUAAAGAUGUUAUUUCUAUCAUAGUUACUGUUUUUUUCAUCUGCAUUAGUAUGCACUCGUAGUUGCAGUUCCACAGUAAUUUUAUUUCAAAACUCCACUAACUAGUAUUUUUAGUAUUAACUGUGAAUUAUCUACAUGUGAUAUAGAAGUGGAAACUCACAGUGACACACCAACAGAAAGUUACCACCUAACUCUGAGCGCCAAAAUGCUUUUUGGCCUUCUUUAGCAAAUAGUUUUCUCUCUUCUAGUUUAGCAUCAAGCAAGUUAAAGAGCCACAUAUAUUUUUCUCAGGAAUUGUUAGGAGAUUGCUGCAAAAAUGCACGACAUAUUGUUGGAUAUAGUAUGCAUGGUGCUAAAGAAGAGACUAUUUUAUCCUGUACAAGAUCCUUAAGUAAAGUAAGGAAUUUAUGUAACUUCAUAGUAUCAUAACUGCCCCUUUCCAUAUGGUUUUUCACCAUUUUUAAACAUGUUUCUCUCUUUGUAAUCUAAGCACUGACAAUAUAUGGACAUUUAUGUUUUGUGUUGAUGCCUUUGUCUCUUUUAUUUUAUUUUGCCUUUUUAUUUGUCUGUUAGUUUUUGCUAACAAUGCAAUUUAAAUGUCAAAAUGCAACCUGAAUCUCAAUAAUAACGAAAAAAGGGAUAAAAACAGAAUAUUUAUCGGAUGUCUAGAAACACUGCAGUCUCCAAAUUAAUGUUAAUAUGCUUGAGGUUUUGCUUCAAAAGGCCUUAAUAUGUUUGUUUUGUGUUCAGUUCAGCUUGUUCUGCCUCAAGGUGUAUUCAGACAGAAAUCUCAGCAAAUUUUUUCUUGAAACGUUGUUUGUUGUGUUGUUUCUGCAAACAACCAAUGCCUGUGUGUGCGCUCAGUUUAGCCUCCGACGAAGCUGAACUGAACUUAUAUAUAUUUUUGUUAUUUUCCUCUUCUUCUUCUCUCAACCCUGAGUGUUUAUGAAGCAGGUCCAUAAAGCAAUGAAAGUUUUUGCUUCUAAUUAUGAUUUUCCAUUGAUUUUGGAUGAAGGAAAAUGCAUCGCAUCUAAAAUUUUGUUCCCUUUCUGUUUAAACUUGCAUUCAGAGAAUUAAAAAAAAAUAAUUCAAAGAUACUGUGUUGACGAACAAUGAACAGAUUAUAAAACAUUCCAAAUCAUUGCUGACUUUAUAUUUUUAAUAUAAAAUUGUAAAUUUUGAAAUUACUUAUAUACUAUACAUAUAUACAAAUGUAUUCAAAUAUGAGGUCUGUAAACAUUUCCCUUGCUGAAGCUGAUAACACAUUACAGUGUGCAUCAGCUCACAGUAGCAAACAUAAAGGCUGCUACUCCA